AUGGUUCUUAUGCCUUCACAUGCGAACGCGAGACAUCGGGCCUCCGAUUAGAUUCGAAAGAAGAAAUAGGGGAAGAGAGAGGGCCAGUAACGAAUCGCCUCGAUGGCGUCCUUCGGCUCCCUAAAAUCGACGAUUUUUGAAAGGGAGGAGCGGAAACAGCAGUACCAGAACCACAUCCGUGGAUUGAAUGCCUACGAUCGUCACAAGAAAUUCAUGAGCGACUACGUUAGUUUCUAUGGGAAAGGAACAAGUGGGAAAAAUGUGUUUCCACUAAAAACUGAUUUGGAUACCCUCAGAGAAGGUUACAGAUUUAUUCGUAAUGAGGAGGAUGAGGAGAAUCUCUCUUGGGAGCAGAGAUUAGUCAAGCGGUACCAUGACAAGCUUUUCAAGGAAUUUUGCAUUGCUGACAUGUCAGAAUACCGAAGAGGCAAGAUUGGAUUGAGAUGGAGGACAGAGAAUGAAGUCAUAUCUGGAAAAGGUCAGUUCAUCUGUGGUAACAGAAAGUGCAAUGAAAGGGAUGGCCUUGCCAGCUAUGAGGUGAAUUUCUCCUAUGUCGAAGCUGGAGAAAAUAAGCAAGCACUUGUGAAGUUGGUAGCUUGUGAGAGAUGUGCAGACAAGCUCAUGUAUAAACAUAACAAAGAGAAAGAGAAGCUUUUGGGGAAAGAGGAAAAGGACAGCAAUAAAAGAAAAAGAGGUGAAAACAUAGAUGGCGAUGAGAGUAAUGUCGAUGCACUAGGAAGCCAUCAAAGAUCUAGAAAAGGAACAGCAAAAAGAGAGUCAACUUCAAGAAAUGAUGGAAGCGCUGGCACCGAUGACAGUUUCGACGAGUACCUUGAAGGAAUGUUUCCAGGACAUGGCCAUCACAACUGAAGAAAGUGUGAUCUUGUGAGUACGCCAGAAACAGAACUGUUCCCAAAUUUUUUGUGUCCAUCCUGAUCAGCUUAUUGAACUCUAUUAAAGCAAGAUAUGAACAACCAAGCCUGGACAAGUUCGUCAAGUGCCCCAUCUUUUUCCUCUGUAUAUAGAUCCAGAAUAUGUAUUCCAAAAAUUAAGAUUUAUUCAUAAACAUGCUGCUUCUCUUAAUAAAAAAGUUAAUUAGGUUGCAAUGAUUAGUA
This is a messenger RNA of Nymphaea colorata (pocket water lily), 1115 nucleotides long. RefSeq lists its product as uncharacterized. Bases 103 to 870 code for a protein of 255 amino acids. The transcript is spliced from 11 exons. Lineage: Eukaryota; Viridiplantae; Streptophyta; Magnoliopsida; Nymphaeales; Nymphaeaceae. The record is from RefSeq and is a predicted model, not a curated record. Gene Ontology annotation, biological process: dephosphorylation. Gene Ontology annotation, molecular function: phosphatase activity.